ACUCAUCUACAAAAAAUCGAAUUUUCCCCUGGCAUCACUGGUAGCUAGCAUAUGUUGAAUUAAUGACCGCUUAUAUCCCUUGAUUAUAAUAUUUAAUGAAUUUGCAAAAUUUUCAAGUCUCACAGUGUCCUCCAAGCGUUUACUAUGUCCCCAAUUUUAUAACAGUUGAGGAAGAAUCAUAUAUUCUUUCCACGGUUGGUAAAACUCCCAAACCUCGCUGGACUCAACUGUCUCAUCGAAGACUUAUCAAUUACGGAGGUGUUCCUCAUCCCAAGGGAAUGAUAGCCGAAGAAAUUCCACCAUGGUUACAAAAAUAUGUUGAUAAAAUUAAUCAACUCGAUUGUGUCUUUGAGAAUGAACGAAAGGCAAAUCAUGUGCUCAUUAAUGAGUACCUUCCUGGACAAGGAAUCAUGCCACAUCUUGACGGACCACUGUUUUAUCCUAUUAUAACGACUAUUUCUUGUGGGUCUCACACUGUCAUCGAAUUUCAAGAGCCACUAAAUCGGGAUAACUCUUGUGAUUCUGAAAAACAACCAAAACUUUUCAAGUUGUGGGUAGAGCCUAGGAGCUUACUGAUUCUGAAGGAUGAGAUGUAUCAUCAAUAUCUGCACUCUAUUGCGGAACUCGCCGAAGACAUCAUCGAUGAAAAUUUGGCAAAUUUUUCUACUUUGAAUAGUAAGGGAUCUGUUCUACAAACAGGAAAUAAACAAGUCCGAAACAAGCGUAUCUCACUGACAAUUCGGCACGUCCCAAAAACAUCAAAAAUGAAAAUAAAACUUUUUUAACACUGCCAUUCA
Messenger RNA from Malaya genurostris, 797 nucleotides. RefSeq names its product alpha-ketoglutarate-dependent dioxygenase alkB homolog 6. The transcript is spliced from 2 exons. The record is from RefSeq and is a predicted model, not a curated record. NCBI's taxonomy places the organism in Eukaryota, Metazoa, Arthropoda, Insecta, Diptera, Culicidae. The coding region runs from base 96 to 785 and encodes 229 amino acids.